Molecule: messenger RNA, 881 nt
Organism: Folsomia candida
Lineage: Eukaryota; Metazoa; Arthropoda; Collembola; Entomobryomorpha; Isotomidae
Product: adult-specific cuticular protein ACP-20
Exons: 4
Coding region: 68-544 (158 amino acids)
Cellular component (GO): extracellular matrix
Source: RefSeq, a predicted model, not a curated record
GUAACGACAAGUCAUCAUUCGAACGAUUCCUCAGUUUGUGAUAUCACCAAUUUCCAAAAUUUUGAAAAUGGUUUCCACUCCCAUUCUUUUCGCCCUUCUUUUCGUCGUGCUUCCAGCUGUUCUUUGCGAGCAUGGAUAUUCACACCAGAACAUUCACGGUCCACAUGGAGGUCAUGGAGGUGGUUAUGCGGGGGGUGGUGGUGGUGGGCACGGUGGGCAUGAUCACUAUCACAGCCCAAAGUAUAGCUACAGUUAUGGCGUUAAUGACCAUAAGACUGGAGAUGUCAAGCAUCAAACCGAGUCUCGAGAUGGAGGCGUUGUCAAAGGAGAGUACUCAUUAGUCGAGCCGGGCGGCAGUAAAAGAACCGUUACUUAUGUUGCUGAUCACACCGGAUUCCACGCCAAGGUUCACCGAACUCCAUCUCAUCAUGGAGGAGGUGGUCAUGACGGUGGACAUGGAGGUGGACAUGCCGGUGGUGGUGGUCAUGGAGGUUACGGUCACGCCGCCGGCGGCCAUGGCGGCUAUGGACAUGGCGGAUAUUAAAUAGAAAGCAGUAUUUUGAUGCAUAUUCUUGCUAUUUCUUACACAACUUGUACUGUCGUUAUCUGUUACUCGUGCUUGGGAAUUGGUGUCGUUGGUGCCAUGCCAAAACUGAACUUAAUGAUUUUCUUCUAGUCUCAAUUAUUCUUCUGUUUUUACUGUACUUCUUUUGUGCAAUUUUCACUUUCAAGUUUCUCACUAACCUACCUUUCCUACUAAUUAACUCAACUUCUUUCCGUCUACUUUCUAUGUAUCUCCUGCUUCCUUGAUAAUGGGACUGAACUGUGUCAAAAAUUGUAUAUUUUUUAUUUACCAAAAUAAAAUUCGAAUUAAAAACUAA